GUGAGUUUAAUUGUACAGCACAAACAUCAACAACAACGCUUGUAGAUGGGUAAAAUUGAAACUUGAUUCCUACCCUCAACAGUGGAACAUCGUUUGGGGCAUUGCGAUGGGUUUGCCAAGGUUUGGGCGUCCCAAGAAUGAUGGUGAAUCCAGUUCGAACCUUUUCGUGGCCAAUUGUGGGCCCGCAGUGGGGCUUUCUGAUGAUGACAUUGCAUCUGUGUUCUGCAAAUUCGGAGAGUUGAAGGGAGUUUAUGCAGCAGAUGAGAGUGGGACACGUGUCAUUGUGGCUUACGUUGAAGAGAGUUCUGCACAAGCUGCUUUAAAGGCUUUACAUGGACGCCCGUGUCCUCAACUUGGAGGUCGAUCCUUGCAUAUCCGUUAUUCUGUGCUUCAGCCAACUCCACAGGAUCAAGCUAGUGACUUUGUUCCUGUAUCUAUCACAGCAUCAGAUGUGAGCAUUCCAGGCCUUUAUCUAGUGCAUGACUUCAUUAGUGCAAAAGAAGAAGAGGAGUUGCUUCAAGCUGUAGACUGUCGGCCUUGGAACAGUCUUUCAAAAAGAAGGGUUCAACACUAUGGUUAUGAAUUUCGUUAUGAUAUUAGAAACGUUAAUACAAGACAUUGCUUAGGUGAACUUCCUCCAUUUGUUUCUCCAAUACUUGAAAGAAUCUCUUCAUGUCCAACUUUUGGGAAUGUUCAAAAUAUAGUUUUGGACCAACUUACGGUAAAUGAGUACCCACCUGGCGUGGGCCUGUCCCCCCAUAUAGACACUCACUCUGCAUUUGAAGAUUUAAUUUUCAGCCUUUCAUUAUCAGGGCCUUGUAUUAUGGAGUUCAGACAAUAUGAAAAUGGUGACUGGCUUCCCAGAGUUGCCUCAAGUGCUGAUGCAAAAAUAGAAAAUCCAGAAGAUCAUUCAAAUUUUAUAAGGAGGGCUAUCUAUCUUCCCCCUCGAUCUUUGCUACUCUUGUCUGGAGAAGCACGUUAUGCAUGGCAUCAUUACAUUCCACACCACAAGAUAGACAAAGUGAAUGGCAGAGUCAUCAGAAGGGCUUCAAGAAGGGUAUCUUUUACAUUACGUAAGGCUAGAGCAGGUUUGUGCAAAUGUGAAUUUCCUCAGUAUUGUGAUUCUCAAAGAUAAGGAGAAGGUUUAUAUUGUAAUGCAUCAAAUAUCUUUCAUUGAGAAUUGCACCGAGUAAAACUUGAGUCAUUAUGCAGGUGAACAUGCAAGAUGACAAUGAAGGUGAUAAAUAACGAGACGGGCAGUUAUAGUGGGAAGACAGAUACUUAAGCUAACUGCCGUUUCUUAUUUCGUUAUUUUUUUGGUUGAAGGUGUCGCAUCCUAGUGGUCCUAUCUUUUUUCAGUUGUAGCCCAGGUGGCUUCAAAGGAUCAAAUUUAUAGCUUAUUUGCUAAGAUUUCAUAUUCUAUUUUAGAUCAAUUUUGUGAAUUUGCUUGCAAUAUUUAACUUUCAGAUAAUUGAAAGCAUCUUAUCGUUGCCUUUCC
This is a messenger RNA of Cajanus cajan (pigeon pea), 1498 nucleotides long. RefSeq names its product RNA-binding (RRM/RBD/RNP motifs) family protein. Lineage: Eukaryota; Viridiplantae; Streptophyta; Magnoliopsida; Fabales; Fabaceae. The record is from RefSeq and is a predicted model, not a curated record. Gene Ontology annotation, biological process: demethylation. Gene Ontology annotation, molecular function: RNA binding; oxidoreductase activity; demethylase activity.